This is a messenger RNA of Saprolegnia diclina VS20, 630 nucleotides long. RefSeq lists its product as hypothetical. The transcript has a single exon. Bases 1 to 630 code for a protein of 209 amino acids. The record is from RefSeq and is a predicted model, not a curated record. NCBI's taxonomy places the organism in Eukaryota, Oomycota, Saprolegniomycetes, Saprolegniales, Saprolegniaceae.
AUGACGCUGAAGAGCCCGGUUGGCGGCUCGUACACCAACGCGACGUCGGUUGGCGGCUCGCACACCAACGCGACGUCGUUUGCCGCCAAGGUUAAAGUCUUUGGGACCAAGAAGAUUUCCUUCAAGAACGGCGACGGGCCGUACCAUGUUCCCAAAGCCAGCGACGAGGAAGCGGGCUGGAACCGUCGCACGACCGACGCUGCGUACGACGGUGACGACGCUGGUAGCACGAAUGACUCGAACAACGAGUACUUUAACAACGACGGCAACGAUGGCGACAAGGGUGGCAACGGUGCCGACGUCGGGACCGACAACGACAAUGAAAGCGGCAACGGUGACUACAACCCGGGCAAUGGAGACGACAUGGAAGGCCACGACGUUGAAGGCGACAACAACGGCAGCAGCAACGAGAACGACAACGAAAAGGCGACCAAGGACUACCUUCUCAAAGACUUUCUCUUCAACGUGGCGUUCUCCAACUCCACGUCGGUGCGCAAGGACCUCAGUGUGCCAGCGCCACCGACGCGCCUCGAGUUUUCCCUCUUUGCGAAUGCGCAAGCCAAAGCGCCGCUGUGCUCGACGACGAUCCAGUGCCCGGGCAAGUCGUACCCCAAGCGUCUUCGCCAAUAG